AUGACAAAAUUCGCUCAUAAACGGGAUCCACGUGUAAAACUAUAUCGGGAGACUCUGGAACGAAGAGAGGCGGAGCAACCAGAUCUGCCAGAAAAUGAUGGCGUACUCAAUGAUAUGUACGAAAAUGAAAUGCCGCCUCACGCAUAUUUUCGAUGUAACACCACUAAAGGUGGAUUUGUAUACAGAUUUCAUUUUAUUACGUCGAAAUGGGUGAAAAGUGUCGACUGCAAAACCUUGGGACAAAUUGAAAUGACGUUCGGUUGCCAAAUCCAUAAACUUGAACGCAAAAAUUGGAUAUUAUAUACAAUUGUGGGAAGAUUCUAUCAACUGAAGAGAAUAGUGGACGAAAUGGAAAAGCAUACAAGACGAGCAUCUGUAAUGAAACUUCAAAUUCCUGAAGCAUUGUAUGAGAAUCCCACGUUGAUAUCAUCUUUACCGGCACUCUCCCAAUGUGAUCUGUCCUUUCAACACGAUAAACGUAUUAUGAUAAUCACGGGAAUCUCGUCUCUCCUCACUCCUCUAGUCGAUGCACUUAAAAAUCUGGGACGAACCGGCUCUCUUGCGAGUUUCACCGAGGAGGUUUACACUCUUUCAAGAAGAAGAGCGUUGAAAAUGGGAAAGAAUGUAAUUCUGGCAGAGACUGAUGAUUUAUACUUGGUUUUCACGAGAGCUCAACUUUCGAAAGUCACUCGAGAAGGUCUACUGAAACAGACAGAUGUUAUUGUAGAAAUGGUUGAUGAAUGCUCGACGAACGUCACUGUAAGAGUCCAAGGAUCCAAGGAAAAUGUCACUGAAUACUACCAUGAAGUCAACAAAGUUUUCCUCGGAAAAGAAGAGUAUAAACUCGUCCCUGUCCCAUUCACCACUCAAAACUGGAAGAAGUAA
Messenger RNA from Caenorhabditis remanei, 885 nucleotides. RefSeq lists its product as uncharacterized. NCBI's taxonomy places the organism in Eukaryota, Metazoa, Nematoda, Chromadorea, Rhabditida, Rhabditidae. The coding region runs from base 1 to 885 and encodes 294 amino acids. The record is from RefSeq and is a predicted model, not a curated record. The transcript is spliced from 4 exons.